AUGAAAACCGCACAGAAGAUGCCAAUAAAAUGGAUGGCGCCGGAGAGUAUUACAACUUAUACAUUUACUCAAAAGACUGAUGUCUACACAGGCCUUGUCUAA
This is a messenger RNA of Strongylus vulgaris, 102 nucleotides long. The record is from the annotation of a GenBank genome assembly. Lineage: Eukaryota; Metazoa; Nematoda; Chromadorea; Rhabditida; Strongylidae.